This is a messenger RNA of Laccaria bicolor S238N-H82, 855 nucleotides long. RefSeq lists its product as uncharacterized. The transcript is spliced from 7 exons. NCBI's taxonomy places the organism in Eukaryota, Fungi, Basidiomycota, Agaricomycetes, Agaricales, Hydnangiaceae. The record is from RefSeq and is a predicted model, not a curated record. Bases 1 to 855 code for a protein of 284 amino acids.
AUGUCCUCCCUUCGAAAUGGAACUGUCGUUGGGGAUCCGUCAGAUGCAGAGCCGCGGACUUCAAAAUACUUCUGCGAUGUGGCUGCCGAUGUUGUUUUCCAAUCAUCAGAUGGAGUCUUGUUCCGCGUCUACCGAACCCACCUUGAGACGAACACAGGAGGAUUUGCUCCCGCCAAAAUUCCUACUCUCGAUGAGGUCGUUGUACUCUCUGAGCCAGCGGAGGUUCUGGAACUCCUUUUCCAAUUCACCCAUUCAUCACGCCAACCAUCCAUUCUGAACCUUGAAUUCGGUCUGCUCUUUGCCUUGGCGGAGGCGGCGGAGAAAUACGAGGUAUACGGUGCGAUGAAUACAUGUAAUAUCCGAAUGCAUUACAUAGUCGACCACAAACCUAUGGAGAUUUUGAACUAUGCCUUGAAACAUGGCUAUGCAGAUCUCGCCGAUAAAGCAGCUCCCGUCACGGUUUCCGCCCCUUCAGCGUUGACGCUAGCAGCUCAAAUUCUCACAGUCCCCGGAGCUUUGGUUGCCUGGAUCAAUUACUAUGCACAAUGGGAUCGAUUAGCGAGGGAUUCUUUGGAUUUGAUUCCGAAGAGCCCCAAGCAUGGAACUCACCUCGACGCUUGGGCUUCGAUCACAGCCCAACACAUCCAAAAGGUUGUCCUCGACCCCAGACGCUUUGAGAUCGAUUCAAUCUCUUGUAACCAACCUAUCUUCGUUCCAGCUUCUGACCAUUUUGCUAACAAGGUUAUUGGCUUGAUUUUUCAAUACGACACAUGGAGUCGAUGUUCGAUCAAGGGGUCAAAUUUGACUGUCCCCCCCUCCCCUCCCAUCCUAAUUAGGUAUCUAUUUCUAUUUUAG